Messenger RNA from Blepharisma stoltei, 261 nucleotides. NCBI's taxonomy places the organism in Eukaryota, Ciliophora, Heterotrichea, Heterotrichida, Blepharismidae. The record is from the annotation of a GenBank genome assembly.
AUGAGCAAACAAAAAAUUUUGUUUGCUCACAGAGGGAUUAAAUUUUUAUUUCGAAAUUUAAAAAAAUUCUUUUUCGGUGCUAAUAUUAAUUCAAUUCGUAAACUUCAGAAAAAUACAAGCUGUUUAAAUUCAACAGAAUUAGUUAGAGAUUUCAUUGCAAAAAUCAUCACUUAUAUAUCAAUUUUUUCACGCAGAGCGUGAGCUUUGAGCAAAAAUAGGGAUUUUUCCAGCGGUUUUGUUCACUCACACAGAGGAGAGUAA